GUAAAUUUGGCCUCAAGCUAUGAGUUUGCCUAUCCUUAAUUUACGUUCUCAUCGUACACAGCUAGCUCUGGCCGCUUUAGCAAGCUCAUUAGUAACAGCUGGAUCUUUCGCUGCUUAUAACAAAUUAUCCCGACGGAGGAGACGGAGACAACUUCAAGAAGACAUCCAAGAAGCGUUGUCUCGAGAGGAUGAACCGUCCGACAUUGCAGAUUCUCCAGAAAUUCAAACACCACCGGAUGCAUCUAUAUCAUCUCUGGUGCAAGAACGAAUUGAACCCGUGAAGGACCGGAUUUUGCGUGGCGAACAACCCGAAGAACUGUUCCGAGAACAGCUAGCACGAUGUUAUGCGUUAUUCAAGGAGGAAAGUAUGGAGCGAAUUAGAAACGCGAAAGUGGUCGUUGUAGGAUGCGGAGGUGUUGGGAGCUGGGCUGCAGUGAUGCUUGUUAGAUCGGGCAUAUCCAAUAUACGCCUUGUUGAUUUUGACCGUGUCACGAUGUCAUCACUGAAUAGACAUGCGACAGCGACGCUUGCUGACGUUGGGAGGUCGAAAGUCCAGGCUAUGAAGAGCGCGUUAAUGAGGAUGUCUUUGAAGGUUGAGGUUGAUACUAGGGAGGAGCUGUGGAGAAAAGAGGAUGGUUCCAUCUUGUUAGAAGGGGUGGACUGGGUGAUAGAUGCGAUAGACAAUAUUACAACAAAAGUAGACCUUCUCAAAUACUGCCAUGCUAACGGCAUAAAAGUCAUCUCCUCAAUGGGUGCAGGUUCCAAACUUGACCCGACCCGAAUCCAAAUCUCCGACAUAUCUUGUACGGCCGAAGAUCCCCUCUCCCGUUCAGUGCGCGUCCAACUCCGCAAAGCCGGUGUCUCAUCUGGCAUUCCGGUAGUCUACUCUACCGAAAAGCCUAUUGACGACAUUAAGCUACUUCCACUUGCAGACGAGGAAUUUGAAAAGGGGAAUAUACAAGAAUUGACGCCGUUUGAUGAUUUCCGAGUUAGGAUUUUACCCGUUUUCGGACCGCUUCCGUCGAUCUUUGGCUUGAACGCUGCGGCAUAUGUGUUGUGUGAAAUCGCAGGAAAGCCAAUUGCGAACCCACUUUGGAUCAAGAAUCGGCAUAAGACGUAUGAGAAGCUCCUUCGCGAGUUGAAAGUACGAGAGGAGAAGAUUACGGGUGAACAGAUCAAUCGCCUACCUAUUGACGAGACAGAUGUUGCAUAUAUCUAUGAGGACCUCCAUCGAGGCCGUUCUCUCAUUCCUCCGCAUCGUGUGCCAAACAAAGCUGCUCUCACACGCUGGGACCCAUCCGAGCCGGUUACGGUGCAGAAUUGUGUUGUACUAGACUUGCCAGAGCUGAAGAAGUACGAUGAAGGAGUCAAGGAAAGGAAGAGGCCGGAGGAAAUUUGGGGCGAGGACGUGCAAGCUUUGGUAGAGAGAAGGAGGAAGGAAGCGAGUGAAUGGUGGGAGAAGGCGAUGCAGUGA
Molecule: messenger RNA, 1474 nt
Organism: Fomitiporia mediterranea MF3/22
Lineage: Eukaryota; Fungi; Basidiomycota; Agaricomycetes; Hymenochaetales; Hymenochaetaceae
Product: ubiquitin-protein ligase molybdopterin-converting factor
Exons: 5
Coding region: 20-1474 (484 amino acids)
Biological process (GO): cyclic threonylcarbamoyladenosine biosynthetic process
Cellular component (GO): mitochondrial outer membrane
Molecular function (GO): tRNA threonylcarbamoyladenosine dehydratase activity; ubiquitin-like modifier activating enzyme activity
Source: RefSeq, a predicted model, not a curated record